Phytomonas sp. EM1 is the source of this 1250-nucleotide messenger RNA. The record is from the annotation of a GenBank genome assembly. Lineage: Eukaryota; Euglenozoa; Kinetoplastea; Trypanosomatida; Trypanosomatidae.
GUAUUAUACUUUAGAAUGGGCAGAGGGGCACGCUCGAAGAAAAGCGGUCGGCCUGUUGUAAAGCGACAGUACAAACCAGACAAUGAUGCGCAGGUGGUAGACCCUGAGUUGGUUGAGCGGUUUCGCAACACGCGCCAACCGAUUCGCAAGUCUGCCCUUUACACCGAAAUACUGAAGCAAAAGAAGGAUGCAAAGCGUACGCGGCGUGAGACUCGAGAGCGCGAACGCAAGACGCUAAAAGACAAGGCUCCAGCAAAGGAGAUUCCAAAAACCAAGGAACGGCUUCGCUACCCUGAUGUAACCAUGAUUGAGGACAAGGAUGAUCUCGAGAUCGUCAGAGAUGAAGCGGACGACGAAUUCUCUAGUUUCUUUAGGGAAAAAAAGAAUCCAAAAAUCCUCAUCACCACUGGAGAGCAUCCGUGUUUCCGAACCAAGGAAAUGGUAAAAGAGCUGAUGUGGUUACUACCCCAUACAACUUACCGCCCACGCAAGUCAUAUAGUCUAAAAGAGAUCACCCAGUUUUGUAUUAAUCGAGAAUUUACAGACUUGAUCGUUGUAACGGACCGCCUGAAGCAACCCUUUAAUCUUAUAGUUUCGCAUCUCCCCGAAGGACCGACCGCGCUGUUUCGAAUCUCUAAUUUUUUAACCUAUAAACAACUCGAGAAUCCAGCGCCGCGGACAAAGCACUAUCCGGAACUGAUUUUAAAGAAUUUUGAUACCCGCUUAGGACGCCGUAUCGCUCGUAUGUUUGAAUGCUUGUUUCCUAGCACACGAGAUUACGCUGGUCGCGCGGUAGCAACCUUUCACAACCAGCGUGAUUACAUCUUCCUGCGCACACACCGGUAUAUUUUUGAUAGCUUGGAGGCAGUGCGGCUGCAGGAGAUGGGGCCGCGCUUUACUCUUAGGUUGCUAUCCUUACAGUCUGGCACUUUCGAUGCUCAGUUUGGUGAGUAUGAGUGGUUUAGAAAGAAGGAACACGAUUCGGACAAACUGGAAUGGUACUUGUAGUUCCGAGGCCCGCCGAAUCGUGAACGCUAAUCAGCGCACAAAAAACGGUGUGCAAAGUGACAUUCUUUUGCCAUUAAUGCGCGAAUUCACGCGUUGGCGCCUCAGACAGGUAGCGGUACAUGUUUAGGCGUUUAUAAUUUCUAUUGCACAUUUUUGGUGUAAUUUUUUUCCUUUCUUUUUGUGAUUACCACUUUUAUGUGUACUUUAAGAACGAUUAAUGGCGACCUAAAGAUAAUCCUAUU